Messenger RNA from Cylicostephanus goldi, 144 nucleotides. The record is from the annotation of a GenBank genome assembly. NCBI's taxonomy places the organism in Eukaryota, Metazoa, Nematoda, Chromadorea, Rhabditida, Strongylidae.
AUGGAUUUACGCAUUUGCGAGGCACUAGGACAUCGCUCACAACACGAUGUCUCAACGAGUAAAGAACAACUGUCAAAAACCGAGAGCAUGGACACAGUACGUAUUGACGUGUUACGUCAACCAACAACAACAACCGACAUAUAG